AUGGAUAAGACACAGCGUCCCCUCCAAUUCCGGAUUGGGUCGCUCAGGACAAAGCUGGUAGAGGAGAGCAGGAUGGCUGUGCCCGGCACGCCACGCUUCCUCCUGACCUUCGACUUGGACGAGACUAUCGUGGACGAAAACAGCGACGACUCCGUCGUGCGCGCCGCGGCGGGCCAGCGGCUGCCUGAGAGCCUGCGUGCCACCUAGCACGAGGGCUUCUACAACGAGUACAUGCAGCACGUCUUCCAGUACCUGGGCGAGCAGGGCGUGCGGCCGCGGGACUUGCACGCCAUCUACGAGGCCAUCCCCCUGUCGCCCGGCACGGGCGAGCUGCUGCAGUUUGUGGCCAAGCAGGGCGCCUGCUUUGAGGUUAUUCUCAUCUCAGACGCCAACACCUUUGGCGUGGAGAGUGCGCUGCGCGCCGCCGGCCACCACGGCCUGUUCUGCCGCAUCUUCAGCAACCCGUCGAGUCCCGGCCCUUGGGGGCUGCUGGCGCUGCGGCCCUUCCACGCGCACAGCUGCGCUCGCUGCCCCGCCAACAUGUGCCAGCACAAGGUGCUCAGCGACUACCUGCGCGAGCGGGCCCACGACGGCGUGCCCUUCGAGCACCUUUUCUACGUGAGCGACGGCGCCAACGACUUCUGCCCCACGGGGCUGCUGGCAGGCGGCGACGUGGCCUUCCCGCUCCACCACUACCCCAUGCACCGCCUUAUGCAGGAGGCGCAGAAGGCCGAGCCCAGCUCCUUCUGCGCCAGGGUGGUGCCCUGGGAAACCUCCACCGAAGUGCGCCUACACCUGCAUCAGGUGCUGAGGACGUGGCCUGCAGGGGCCACCCGGGCGGGGAGGGGGUGGAGCGAGAGCCAUGAUGCUUUAAAGCAGAGCCAGUGGAAACCCAAGGCCCACCUCCCUUUUCUGGAGUUUCAGAGCUGUGAAGGAGGUGAAGGGGCGGAGGUGAGCGAGGUGUCUCACGCUGCCGUCUGGGGGAUGAGGGCGAGGCUGGAGCGGUCUCCGCGCCGCAGGGGCCCGCGCCCCGGGGCAUCGCUAGCUGCCUCUCAGGAGAGGAGACGCCCGCCCCCCGGCGCCCGUGCCUGGAGGGCCGAGAUCUUGCUGCGCCGCGCGGACGCGGCGCCGGCGGGGCGGGUCUUGCUCGGCAUUAGCUGCGGCUCACCUGAGCGUGGCGGCGUUCUGCGCGCUUCCUCCGGAGGAGAGUGUCCCGGAAGUGGGCGUUCCGGCGCCCGUGCCUGGAGCGCCGAGAUCGUGCUGCGCCGUGCGGACGCGGCGCCGGCGGGGCGGGUCUUGCUCGGCAUUGGCUGCGGGUCACCUGAGCGCGGCGGCGGUCUGCGCGCCUCUCGCGGAGGGGCGUGUCCCGGAAGUGGGCGUUCCGGCGCCCGUUCCUGGAGCGCCGAGAUCAUGCUGCGCCGCGCGAAUGCGGCGCCGCCGGGGCGGGUCUUGCUCGGCAUUGGCUGCGGGUCACCUGAGCGCGGCGGCGGUCUGCGUGCCUCUCACGGAUGA
This is a messenger RNA of Mesoplodon densirostris (Blainville's beaked whale), 1512 nucleotides long. Its product is annotated as phosphoethanolamine/phosphocholine phosphatase-like. Gene Ontology annotation, molecular function: phosphatase activity. NCBI's taxonomy places the organism in Eukaryota, Metazoa, Chordata, Mammalia, Artiodactyla, Ziphiidae. The record is from RefSeq and is a predicted model, not a curated record. Gene Ontology annotation, biological process: bone mineralization involved in bone maturation.